Molecule: messenger RNA, 849 nt
Organism: Arvicola amphibius (Eurasian water vole)
Lineage: Eukaryota; Metazoa; Chordata; Mammalia; Rodentia; Cricetidae
Product: 60S ribosomal protein L13-like
Exons: 3
Coding region: 1-849 (282 amino acids)
Biological process (GO): translation
Cellular component (GO): ribosome; cytosolic large ribosomal subunit
Molecular function (GO): structural constituent of ribosome; RNA binding
Source: RefSeq, a predicted model, not a curated record
AUGGCGCCCAGCCGGAAUGGCAUGAUCUUGAAGCCGCACUUCCACAAGGACUGGCAGCGGCGAGUGGACACUUGGUUCAACCAGCAGGCACGCAAGAUCCACAGACGCAAGGCCCGGCAGGUGAAAGCGUGCCGCAUUGCCCCGUGCCCUGCGUCCGGGCCCAUCAGAUCCGUCGUGAGGUGCCCCACAGUGCGCUACCCCACCAAGGUCCGAGCUGGCCUGGGCUUCAGCUUGGAGGAACUCAGGGUGGCUGGUAUCCAUAAGAAAGUGGCUCGCACCAUCGGCAUCUCCGUGGACCCAAGGAGGCGAAACAAGUCCACCGAGUCCCUGCAGGCCAACGUGCAGCUCCUGAAGGAGUACUGCUCCAAGCUCAUCCUUUUCCCCAGGAAGCCUUCCGCUCCAAAGAAGGGAGAUAGUUCGGCUGAAGAACUUAAAUUGGCCACUCAGCUAACAGGACCUGUGAUGCCCAUCCGGAAUGUUUAUAAAAAAGAGAAAGCAAAAGUCAUCACAGAAGAAGAGAAGAACUUCAAGGCUUUUGCCAGCCUUCGUAUGAGAAUCUAUCAAUUAGCAGGAGUUUGUGCAGAAAUAGAAAGUGAGAUAAAAAAACAAAAUAAUCAAAUCAUGUUUUCCUAUGGAGGCAGUGAAGAAGAGGAAUGGGUCACUCAAGAAGAGUUACUGGUAAAUAGGUUAUUGCUUGCUAAAUUGGUAACACAUGAUGAACAACAGACUUUAGAACAAAUAACUAUUCUUUUGAAAGUUCUGUCUCUGGAUAUAGCAAAUAACAGGAUCCAAAUGAUUCAAAGAAAGGGUACUUUGCAUUUUCCUAUGUCCUUGUCAUCUCUAGACUAA